AGCUGCAAAUCAGGGUUCAGAUCUUCAUGGUGCCAAAAUUUUUGUAUCUUCUUAUAAUAGAUGUAAUAAAACUGAGCCAGAGAAAAGUUGUGUUCCUCAUGAAAAAAGUUUUGUUACAACUGAAACAGAUAGAAUAGCAGCAGCAUAUCUAAAUUGCCAAUUUGGAAGGGUUGGCAUGGGACUAAAUCCCUUUGAAGAGGAUAAAGGUAUAGGAAAAGAACAAACUGAGCGUGAUGCUAGACCUCAAGUUGAAGUAACAGAGUACAAAAAACAAAGAGUAGAUAAGGGUAAGAAAAACAGUGAAAUGGAUAAUAAUCUUCAGAAGGAUGCUGGCAUGCAGAUAGAAUCAGUGGAACUGAGAAAUUUCCGUUUCGCACUUGUUGAUCAUGUGAAAGAGAUUUUAAGACCAGUUUGGCUCGAGGGUCACCUCAGCAAGGAUGCACAUAAGUUGAUUGUUAAAAAAUCAGUUGACAAGAUUAUUAACACCCUGCAGCCUCAGCAAAUUCCACCAAAUGAGGAUUCUAUCAAGAAGUACUUUUCUUUUUGUCAGGUGAAAAUUGUAAAUCUGGUCAAGGGAUAUACCAGUAUAUAUGGCAAAGUUCGAUAAUGUCACCUAUAUACCUUCGUUGCAUAGUUCGCCGGCAGUAUGUAAGAUCCAAAUGUAUGUAAAGUUUUAUCUCAUGGACUCGAAAAGAGAGGCUUUUAUCUAUAAGGUCAUCUGUUUGAUAGUCAAGUUUAUAAGGACCGUUGCUCAGUUGCCUGCUCCAUUAUGGAGUAAACUUGUAGGGAUUGGAUAUAAGUGCUCUAGAAGUUAGAUGAUUAGAUCUAUGAUCUUUCAUCUACUUCUUGAUUCUCUAGCAUAUG
Messenger RNA from Neltuma alba, 864 nucleotides. Its product is annotated as protein FRIGIDA-ESSENTIAL 1-like. The record is from RefSeq and is a predicted model, not a curated record. The coding region runs from base 176 to 607 and encodes 143 amino acids. The transcript is spliced from 2 exons. Lineage: Eukaryota; Viridiplantae; Streptophyta; Magnoliopsida; Fabales; Fabaceae.